This is a messenger RNA of Ipomoea nil (Japanese morning glory), 2624 nucleotides long. Its product is annotated as P-loop NTPase domain-containing protein LPA1 homolog 2-like. The transcript has 9 exons. Bases 27 to 2354 code for a protein of 775 amino acids. The record is from RefSeq and is a predicted model, not a curated record. NCBI's taxonomy places the organism in Eukaryota, Viridiplantae, Streptophyta, Magnoliopsida, Solanales, Convolvulaceae.
ACGGUGGCGGAUGUAAUUUGAGCGAAAUGGGAGUCCAAAUCCGUCAAUUUAAGCGUUGUUUUGGAGAAGGGGACUCGUGGACACAGUCCAGCUUUGAUGCGUGGAAGCAGGUGGCUUACGCAGGGGAUGGCGAGAUCGCGCUGGAAGCUAUAUACUCCCUCUCCCCCUCCAUCUCUAGAAUGGCGAUGGAGGUGACGAAGCUGUUGUACAUAGUGGUAGUAGACGAUGAAGAUGGGAAGAGGGAGAAAGACUCGUUCCGAUACACGCGUUCGGUUCUGCAGAGUACUCUGCAGCUCAUGGGGUGCAAACCGAGACAUGCCUUUAAGAUUAGCCAAAGGGUUUUGGAGAAGAUGAGAAACAAGUCCACAAGUGACAGUUUGGUUUCAGUGUGUGCAUACAAAUCAGAGCAGGAUACCUUAAAUCAACUUCAGGAAGAGGACUAUCAUAAUAAUAUUAGUGCAUGCUUGGAUAGAGCAAAUGAUGGAGCUAAAAGCGAACCAUUUGAAUUGUAUAAAAGGCGCACAACUGUUGUUGUCAGAAGAAAAACUUUUCUAGAUGUUAUUUGUGAUGCUCUCACAGAAUACAAGUAUGUUGGCCCAAAUCAGAGGGCUGAUCUAACUUUAGCUUGCAGAAUCCGAGAAAGAAAGGAAUCUAUUACUGUACUCCUUUGUGGAACAAGUGGCUGCGGUAAAUCUACUUUGUCUGCACUAUUGGGCAGCAGGUUGGGAAUCACAAAUGUAAUAUCUACUGACUCAAUUAGACAUAUGAUGAGGAGCUUUGUGAAUGAAAAACAAAAUCCUUUACUGUGGGCUUCAACGUACCAUGCUGGGGAAUAUUUAGAUCCAAUAGCAGUUGCUGAGGCAAAGGCCAAACGAAAGGCAAAGAAGUUAGCUGGUUAUUCAAACCCACAACUACAGAAGAAUGAUGCUACUAAUCAGAUGACAAGUCGGAAGUCUCCUGCAGAGGGGAAUCCUAGUGCUGUUGAUUUAAUCAGUCCAAAACAAAUGGCAAUUGAAGGUUUUAAGGCACAGAGUGAGAUGGUUAUUGAUAGUCUUGACAGAUUAAUCACUGCUUGGGAAGAGCGGAAAGAAUCAGUUGUCGUGGAGGGUGUUCAUUUGAGUCUUAAUUUUGUGAUGGGACUAAUGAAAAAGCAUCCUUCAAUCAUACCUUUUAUGGUUUUCAUUGCAAAUGAAGAGAAACAUUUGGAACGGUUUGCUGUCCGUGCAAAAUACAUGACACUAGAUCCUGCUAAAAACAAGUAUGUUAAAUAUAUACGUAACAUCAGGACUAUACAAGAGUAUCUCUGCAACCGUGCUGACAAGCAUCUAGUUCCAAAGAUUAACAACACUAACGUUGAUAGAAGUGUUGCAGCCAUUCAUGCCACUGUAUUUGGCUGCCUACGCAGACGUGAGGCAGGAGAGAAGCUUUAUGAUCCAAUCACAAACACAGUUCCUGUUGUUGAUGAAGAAUACAGGAAUCAGUGUGCUGCUAAUUCCUUGAGCUCCAAGGGUAUGCUCCAACUGAUUCAAAGAAAAGGUUCUUCAAGGCAUUUGAUGGCUCUUUUCAAUAAUGAUGGAUCAGUAGCAAAGGCUUGGCCAGUAGACUCAGUAGAUAGCAACGGCAAACCCAUCAUGGAAAAUGGAUUUGGGAUGUCUAUGUAUGGUCCCUUGCAGAUUGGGAAGGCCGAACCUGUUAAUCUGCAGUUUGGGCACUUUGGGAUCAGUGCUUGGCUCAGUGAGACUGGUUGCACAAGUCAUGCCAGCAGUGUGGAUGAAUCAAGGGGAGACUUGACAGAUAAUGGCAGUAGGUAUUAUUCUUCCUGCUGCAGUUCACCAAGAUUCCAUGAAGGGCUAUCCAAGGAGCUCAAAGAAGAACAAUCUGUGCAUGGUAGUGAUGAAGAGAUUGAUGAGCCACCUGAAAUAGAUAGUGAUGAGGAUUUAAGUGAUGAUGGUUCAAAACAUUUUCAUGAGGAGUUGGAAGGGUCAGUGGAUGAGGAGUUUACGAAAUCAGAUGAGGAGUACGAUGAUCUUGCUAUGCUCGAUAUCCAACAGAGUGGUUACAGUUGUGACAAUGAUGACAAAUCUAAGAAAACCCUCUUUGAGUCUAGUGACAGGAUGGUACCAGUCUCAGGAGAUCAUCAGGAAAUUAACGAGCUUGAAGAAAACCAAAAAGAAAGCUUCUCGAGAACCAAGAGUGAGACGUUUUUGGAGCCACCACUGCGCCGCUAUUCAUCUCAUCGAGAGAAGAACGAGAAGAGAGCAGUGUGUAAUGGCAACGUGAGAAUUAAAAAGCGUUCUCUGAGCAUCCCAUCCCUCGGGUCCAUGAUAUUAAACAGUAAUGCAACCUCAAGGUAAGAGGCACAGUUUUGCCACUGUUUGUCAUUGUUGUUGUUGAUGAUGAUGAGUCUUGUUUUGUGAAAUCCUCAGUCACUUGUGUUUUAACUUCCCAUGUCCUUUAACACGUCCCCUCCCUCCCUCCCUCUCAGUGUUGUGUUGUAUAUAAUGGUGCAUUUAGAUGAGUGUGUUGAUGCACCUGUUCCAGGUUAUUUAUUGAUUUUAACAAAGUGCAAAUGGUGUUACCUUCCUGAUUAGUAAUUUUAUGGACCUGUUUUUAACUCCUCCAAA